Messenger RNA from Monascus purpureus, 279 nucleotides. Lineage: Eukaryota; Fungi; Ascomycota; Eurotiomycetes; Eurotiales; Aspergillaceae. The record is from the annotation of a GenBank genome assembly.
AUGGGGCUACGAGAUCUUCGCAGUCGCACCCUUACCGUCGUCGUCAGUGUCAUUGGCGCCGUGGGGUUCGCCCUGCAAGGCUAUGACCAGGCCGUUGCCAAUGGACUGUUGACUUUGAAGUCGUUCACGAGAACAUUCCCGGCUAUUGACACCGUGAAUACCACCGGAGCUGUGAAAAGUCGCAAUUCUACCAUUCAGGGCACGACGGUCGCGAUCUAUGAAGUCGGCUGCGCUAUGGGAGCCCUCUCGUGUACAGGCCUUGGGGACCGGCUGGGGUGA